Messenger RNA from Spinacia oleracea (spinach), 414 nucleotides. RefSeq lists its product as uncharacterized. The coding region runs from base 1 to 414 and encodes 137 amino acids. Lineage: Eukaryota; Viridiplantae; Streptophyta; Magnoliopsida; Caryophyllales; Amaranthaceae. The record is from RefSeq and is a predicted model, not a curated record. The transcript has a single exon.
AUGCAUUUGGGCCGAAUACAGCAAGGGAAAGACGAGUCAUUACGGAGCUAUGUGCGAUGUUUCAAUUUAGAGUCAGGACAGAUUCCAAACCUACCUGAUGGGGUGGCUUUUGAUAACUUCUUUAGGGGGCUUAAGAAGGGGUCCUUUAAAUUCGAUCUGGUAAAGAAAAGUGUGAGAACUAUGGCCGAUGCUCUGGAUGAGGCCGAGUCCUUUAUUCAUGCCACCGAAAUUUAUUCCGUCCCCAAGGAAUCAAAGGGAAUAGAGAUUGCAGAGCAUCCCCAGCGCAAAGACAAGGCAGACAAAAAGACCAAUCGUCCUAAUGGGACGUGGGCCAUUGAAAAGAAGGGAUAUCAGACAAACACCUCCCAGGGGCAGAAGAGAGGACGACCAUACGAUAAAGAGAGGUUUGAGUAA